CCGACGUGCGCCGAAAGGAAGGUCGGGCCGGCUGGCUUCGCCCGCGGGGCAAUGCUGCUGCGACCGCUGCGGAGCUGGGCUUCCCGGGCACUGCGCCGCGACAGGCCCGGGAGCCCCGCCUUCAGCCCGGGGCCAGGGGCACAGCGUUUGGUCUGGCCUCGGGAUAAAGGUAGAGAAAAUGAAAAAGAGAAAAAAUCAGUGAUCUGUGUUGAGGGCAACAUUGCAAGCGGGAAGACGACGUGCCUGGAGUUCUUCUCCAACACAACUGACAUCGAGGUGUUAACGGAGCCCGUGCCCAAGUGGAGAAAUGUCCGAGGCCAUAAUCCUCUGGGUCUGAUGUACCGGGACGCCUGUCGAUGGGGCCUCACGCUGCAGACAUAUGUGCAGCUCACCAUGCUAGACCAGCACGCUCGUCCUCAGACAUUGCCUGUACGGUUGAUGGAGCGGUCGAUUCACAGCGCAAGAUACGUUUUUGUAGAAAACUUGUAUAGAAGGUACCGUAGUUUGCACAAUCGAUAA
Messenger RNA from Physeter macrocephalus (sperm whale), 519 nucleotides. It is a transcript of the gene TK2, whose product is annotated as thymidine kinase 2. Gene Ontology annotation, molecular function: deoxynucleoside kinase activity. The transcript is spliced from 6 exons. NCBI's taxonomy places the organism in Eukaryota, Metazoa, Chordata, Mammalia, Artiodactyla, Physeteridae. The coding region runs from base 52 to 519 and encodes 155 amino acids. Gene Ontology annotation, cellular component: cytoplasm. The record is from RefSeq and is a predicted model, not a curated record.